AUGGAAUAUUGUAAUGAAGCUUUUCCGAAUGAAAACAGGACCAAUAAUGUUAAAAAAUUAAAUGGCAGUAUUGAGGAUAGACUUGAAAAUAAUUGUGUUACUCAUGAUUGUAAUAAUACUGAAAACAAAGAAGUAUGUGGUAUACGACAAGACGGACCAGGAUAUAGAAUAAGAUUAUUUCGCAACAAAUGUGAACUAUACGAAGUAAAUUGUAAAGAACGCACAGAUUUCUUUCUAACAGAUUUAUUUAUUUGUAAGUCAGCACUAAAUUAUAGUGAAACCACUCAAGUACAAGAAUUAAAUUAUAUUAAUAGAAACAUCAAAGAUCAAAUUAAUUCUAUAAGAAAUUUGGUUAUUAUAAAUGGCGCUAUGCUUGGGAAAAAUACUGAUAUUAAUGAUACGAUUGAUAAUUUCUUUGCCGCUACUCAUGUUUUCGAUUUACCGAUGAAAGAAAUGAAUCCUCUCAACACAAGGCGUAGGUUGAUAAAGAACGCCGGGCCAAUCAAGAUAUUUGUACCUCUGAUUGAUAUUCCCAAAGAAAAGAAAAAUGAUACUUAUCACCAGCCUACGCUAUCGUCAUGCUACCACAAGUGCCCAACGAAAUGUCCGGACACUUAUGCCCCAGUUUGUGGUGUUCCCGGAAUAGUGGCCCGGGAACCGGCUUUAAUGUUCAAAAACCAUUGUUUUAUGGACGUAGCUCAAUGUAAGAUGUUUUGGGAAAAUAAGAGCAGUACUUCACAUAGCUCGUCUUACAUAGAAUCUUCGUUCCUUUUUUGUAUGGGAGAUGAGAUGAAUGCUCUGUACAGGUUUCUACCAGCAAUAAGAACACUUCAGAGGAUGGGGCGCUUGAAGAAAAAGGGAAAAUUCAGGGCCAAGUUGAAGAACUUCAGGUUUAUUAACGAGUUUCGAUCUGGACGUCCUAACUUUAUGGGAUAA
This is a messenger RNA of Colias croceus (clouded yellow), 936 nucleotides long. RefSeq lists its product as uncharacterized. The coding region runs from base 1 to 936 and encodes 311 amino acids. The transcript is spliced from 3 exons. Lineage: Eukaryota; Metazoa; Arthropoda; Insecta; Lepidoptera; Pieridae. The record is from RefSeq and is a predicted model, not a curated record. Gene Ontology annotation, molecular function: protein binding.